AUGACAGAAAUAAGUAAUAAUCGAUCGAUUGUAGCUAGUGUUAAAGAGAAUAAUGGUAAAACCGAUGAAGUCGCCAUAACUCAUUGCAUAUUUGAUAUGGAUGGUUUGCUAUUGAAUACUGAAGAAAUCUAUUAUGAAGUAACAUCCGAAAUUUUGGCAAGAUUUGGGAAAACUUAUUCAUUAGAACUCAGAUCACGUUCACUUGGUCUUCGUCAACAAGAGUCUGCUGUCCUCUUAGUAAAUGAAACAGGUAUUGAUAUUACGGCGGAUGAAUUUCGUAAGGAACGACAUGAAAAAAAUCUUGAAAGAUUUCCAUUUGCAAAACCUAUGCCUGGUGUUAUGAGACUUGUAGCUCAUUUGAAAAAACACAAAAUUCCAAUAGCGGUGGCAACAAGUUCAAAUCGUGAAAGUUUCAAUGUUAAAGCUUCCAAUAAUAAAGAAUUAUUCGAUAUGUUUGAUAGUAUUACUUGUGGGGACGAUGCAAAUGUCAAGAAUGGUAAACCUGCACCGGACUUAUUUCUUACAGCAUGUGAAGGGAUUGGUAAUCCUCCUAAGAAUCAAUGUUUGGUAUUCGAGGACGCAAUCAAUGGAAUUAAGGCUGCAAAGAAUGCAAAUAUGAAGGUCGUUGGUUUUACAGAAGCACUACGUGGUCUAAACAAAACUGAUAAAAUUCGUGUAAAUGCUGUUGCACCUGCAUUUGUUGAAACGAAUAUGGUGGACGAUCUUUUAAAAGCAAAGCCUACUCUUGUAGAAUAUAUUGAGAAAAUUGGUCUUAUUCCUAUGGAUAAAGUGAUUGAUGCUUUUAUAACGCUCAUUCAAGAUGACAAAUUUGCCG
Molecule: messenger RNA, 835 nt
Organism: Scutellospora calospora
Lineage: Eukaryota; Fungi; Glomeromycota; Glomeromycetes; Diversisporales; Gigasporaceae
Source: the annotation of a GenBank genome assembly